CGAGGGGGACGGAGGUGGUGGGGGGGUGUCGACGGCGGUGACCGACGGGAUGGGCGGGUCGACGGGGAAUGUGAUGCGGACGGGCAGCGAGGUGACUGUUGGCAGUCCAACCACUCCAGCGACGACUCAGGACACGACGGGAUCGGGUUCAUCACCCCCGCACGACCACCCCAUAACACACCCCCGCCCCUCCGCAACCCCAACCGCCCGCCUCGACGCCUGUUUCCCCUCCAUCGCGUCGUUCGUCAUGCCCUCGGACCCCGACCCGGACUCACAGACCCGCCUGGCACUCUCCCACCUCCCCCCCGGCCUCUCUCUCUCAACCCACACCCUCCACGCCCUCCUCACCGACGCCGCGCGCCGCGCCUUCGCCAAAUCCUCCGCCAACCUCGUCCCGCAGGACACCCGGGCCACAGGGCGGCGGAUGACGCUUACCGCCGGGAACAGCAACGCCCCCCGACGACAGAGUAUGAUGCUCCUCGGCCCACGGCGGAUGAGCGUUAUGGGGGAUGUCAACAACCCCGGCGGUGGGGGCGAGGCCGUGGGAGCGCCCGCCGCGGUGGUGUUACCGGCAGCGGUGACGGUGUGGUAUGAUGUGGCGUUGAAUAUGGGGCCGAGAGGACCUCCCACACCGUCUGCUGCCACUGCUCCUGUGAACGUGCGAACCAGGUCGGGGGCGGAGAGGGAGAGGGGGAAGGAGAAUGUGAGGCCGGCUAGUGGACGGUCGGAUACGUCUGGGAAGGGGGCGAGGCCUGCGAGUGCGCGGUCGGAUGUGUCCGGUAAGGGCUUCGGGCCGAGCGGCGGUACAGAUGUCGGCAUCGCAAUAACGACGACGACAACAGCGACGAUAACGUCAGACCAAGACCGAUCCCCGCGGCACAGGCUAGACCACACGGACCCGCUGCUAAUGUACGAGACGUACCGCGUGAAAACAGCUCGGGGCGCGGGGACGUCGGUGGGUGGUGGCGACAAAGCAAGGGGUGGGAGCCCUCCGGCGACUGGGAAAGCAACGGCAGACGCGGGGCCGGCGGCGGUGCAACAACCGCAACCGCAGCCGCAACCGCAACCGCAGACGCAGGCGCCGGCGCUGCCUCCGCCGUCGUCCGGGAAAGGCCGUAAGAAGGCGCGAGAGGGUGUGCCUAUGGUCACUUUCAUUGAGGAAGGAGAGGGAGAGUAGCUGAUCGCUCUGAGCGUACAUAUAUGUCGCUCUUUACACGUAGACAAGUAAUAGGAUUGCAUAUAGACCCGUUUGGCCCUCC
Molecule: messenger RNA, 1259 nt
Organism: Fimicolochytrium jonesii
Lineage: Eukaryota; Fungi; Chytridiomycota; Chytridiomycetes; Spizellomycetales; Powellomycetaceae
Exons: 1
Coding region: 50-1177 (375 amino acids)
Source: RefSeq, a predicted model, not a curated record